AUGGAAUGUUCAACAGAAAAUGGAAACCCUCAACAACAAGAAAAGCAGCAAUCAUGGAAACCUUUUAUGGUGUGUUUUAUAGCAAUGAUGGUCUUUAUAUCCUUUCUCCCUGCAGCGGAGGUCAUGAAACAAGCAGUGAAUUUGACUGUGACACAAGAAAUUGGCAACAACAACAACAACAACAACAGUUUAUUACCUUCUCCUAUGUUAUCACCUCAUGUAUCUCUAUCCUCUGAUGAUGAAAUUGACGACAAUGAACCAAUGUCUCCUCCUCCUUUGACUCAAAAUGGCUUUCAACUGGAUGAUUUACUGGAUUGGGAAGGCCAACAAACUGUGUGA
Halteromyces radiatus is the source of this 339-nucleotide messenger RNA. RefSeq lists its product as uncharacterized. The transcript has a single exon. The record is from RefSeq and is a predicted model, not a curated record. NCBI's taxonomy places the organism in Eukaryota, Fungi, Mucoromycota, Mucoromycetes, Mucorales, Cunninghamellaceae. Bases 1 to 339 code for a protein of 112 amino acids.